AGAAGUAUCUAUUUCAACUGACUGCAACCAAGUGAAAAAGUGGAAGAGGAGUCCUGAGAGGACGACGUCUCGCUUGUCUGGGGAGAUUUCAAGGCAAAUCCAGUAAAGCAAAGUCCCUCAAACAGAAGGUGAAUGGAAGAUGCCACGUUCCUUUUUGGUGAAGAGCAAAAAGGCUCACACCUAUCACCAGCACCGCUGUGUGGAAGAUGACCUGCCAGUACUCACAUGGGCUCCAGUCACCUCUGCCUUCACUGCCACAGGAGACAGGAGACCAGAGGACAUCACUAAACAGGACCUGGGAUGUGUGGUUCCAAAACAAGAAAAGGACCCCCCUGAACUGAAAGAAGACAGUGUCCCUGUCCAGUACCUGAGCAGGAUGCUGCCAGGCCCUUCAGCUCAAGAGAUGGCCAUGCCAGGGCUGCAGAUCAAGGACUGCACUAACACAGCGAGCACCCCAACCUUCUACAAAGCUGGCUAUUCCUGGGAUGCUUUCCACAUGCCAUACAGCUACCAGCAGAUGUCUUCCAGCAUGCAGUCAGCCCUGCUGGAGCACCCCGUGAGCCUUUAUGGGAGUCACCUCCUGCCCAGCCCCGAGCCCCCCCUGGAUUACAGCCUGCAUUAUUCCUCAGACAUGGACACCUUCCACUGCGUGAAGUGCAACAAGGUGUUCUCCACUCCCCACGGACUGGAGGUCCAUGUCCGAAGGUCUCACAGUGGGACCCGUCCCUUUGCUUGUGAAGUGUGUGGCAAAACCUUCGGGCACGCUGUGAGCCUGGAGCAGCACACCAACAUCCACUCCCAGGUGGGUGACAUGCCUCAGACAUCCCAUGAUUUUCCUUCCCCACAGGAAAGAAGCUUUGAGUGCAAGAUGUGUGGGAAGACAUUCAAACGUUCCUCCACCCUCUCCACUCACCUGCUGAUCCACUCGGACACGCGGCCCUACCCCUGCCAGUACUGCGGGAAGCGCUUCCACCAGAAGUCAGACAUGAAGAAGCACACGUACAUCCACACAGGGGAGAAACCCCACAAAUGCCAGGUGUGUGGCAAAGCCUUCAGCCAGAGCUCCAACCUGAUCACCCACAGCCGCAAACACACGGGCUUCAAACCCUUCAGCUGCGAGCUCUGUGCCAAGGGCUUCCAGCGCAAGGUGGAUCUGCGCCGGCACCGAGAGACCCAGCACAGCCUCAAGUGAGGGGUCUUUGCUGGAGCUCCCACUUCAUGCUCCAGGGAACAAGACUGUCCACAGCACCUCCAUCCAGCUCAAAAAGCUCCCACGGUGUCCCGUGUUCCCCUGGGGACUGGCCAAGUCGUGUGCUGGCUUUGGUGUUUGGCACCACAGGGCCUUGCACAUCUCAAAGAAACCUGUGGGAGCUUUCACUUUUUGAUUGCGACAGGUAUCAGCCCCGAUCUGACAUCACCUGCUCAAGUGUAAAUCCAGAGGAAUUCCUCCAAGGUCACUGCUACUCUGGCUUUACACCAGGAGCAGAAUCCAGUUCAUCAGUCUGCCCAGUGGGGAGGAGGGGACUCCUGGGCUGGUGGCAGCAACAAUCUAUACAAAGCUGGUGCUGUAACCAUGUUCUGCUCCGAUGGUUGGGAAGAUAAGCCCAGGGCAUGCAAAUAGAUUGCAUUAAGUCAGCUGUGUUCAACCUGGACUGGUCUUCUGCAGAGACUUACCCAGGCCAUAAAUUCUGCCAACAGACACCUUAAAGUAAUUUCUUUCAGCA
Messenger RNA from Lonchura striata (white-rumped munia), 1724 nucleotides. The record is from RefSeq and is a predicted model, not a curated record. NCBI's taxonomy places the organism in Eukaryota, Metazoa, Chordata, Aves, Passeriformes, Estrildidae.